AUGGCAAGGCGCAAGACAGCCCGAGACACAAUCAAGGAUGUCGCAGACCUGGCCGAGUACCACGAGACGGCGGCCUGUUUGGAUGAGCUCAUCCGCAAGGACGGCGCUGGAUCAUGGCCACCACGAGCCAACCACGAACACUCGACGUGGCCAGCAGCUCUGAGACCCUACAAGGAGAUUUAUUAUGAGAUGGCACCCCUGCUCCCGGCCGCGGAGGUCUCCCUCGACGACGAGCUCAACAAACAAAGGAUCGCCCAGUUCCGCUCUCGCUUCGACCAACUGCUGCGCGAACGAGUUAGCCUCCGGGAAGUCACCCAACUGCUCGAGGCCGCAGAUGCAGGGCGCUGGGACGUGUUCCCGCGCGACGUGUACAACGCCUUCUACAGCUGCAUCGCCUGGUGUCGGCAUGCAUACCGCUGGGGCACCAUUCCAGCGGUAAAAGUCGCCCAGCUCGAACGGACCGUCUCCUUCCCCGCGCAGCUAACCGCGCCCUGGGCAUCGCUGCAGGCGCACUUCGGCCUGACCUCGGACGCGGGCAACAUGACGGCCAACCUGGUCCUCAACUUUUGCUCCUCCUCCGGCCCGGGGCACGAGGAGGAGAAGUACGUGUACCGAAUCAACACAGGCCUGCCGCCCGAGGAGGGGAAAAGGAACGCCGCCCCCAAGUCGGAGGAGGCGUUCGCGCGCGUCGCCCGCGAGAUGGAGCGGCUGGCGGUGCCCGUGUACGGCGACGUGGUGCGGGCCAUCGUGGCCUUCGCGCAGGGCGACGGCGCGGCGUGCCUGGCGCACGUGCGGGCUGUCGCCGCGCAGCUGCGGCCCGCGCUGGGGAGCUACUACGAGCGGGUGCACGACGGCACGAUUGCCCGGGCCGUGUGGCUGAGCCGGGUGCAGGGAUUCUACGCGUGGGGCCUUCGUUCAAGUCAAGGUUGUGAGAAGGACGCCGGCAGCGGCGAUGGCGAGUGUCAUGAGACGGUGGAUGGGCUGAGCGGGAACCAGGUGUUGUUGUUCCAGGUGCUGGAUGCGUUUUUGGGGCUGGAGCCGUAUUUGCCGAGGGAAGUCCUCGAGCGGAACGUGCCGCGGCUGCAGCGGGAGUUUUGCGCGGCCGUGGGCAGACACGCUUUUCGUCAUCGGCUCGGCAAGGAGGGCGUGGAGGGACGCAUUCGGGACGAGUUGGCUGAGACUGUGAAGAGGCUCAGGCUCUUUCGCUCGGCUCACCGCAGCCGCGCCAAAGUUUACUUGACGGUGCCCGCCCCCGAGAGGCUCCCAAUGACAGCAGGGAAGUCACUGCUCAAGGCGGACAUGGAACAGAGCAUGCAGUUCCUGGAUCAGUUCAUGCUGGGCAGACUGCAGCAGACGGUGUAG
Parathielavia appendiculata is the source of this 1362-nucleotide messenger RNA. RefSeq lists its product as uncharacterized. The coding region runs from base 1 to 1362 and encodes 453 amino acids. Gene Ontology annotation, cellular component: cytoplasm. Lineage: Eukaryota; Fungi; Ascomycota; Sordariomycetes; Sordariales; Chaetomiaceae. The transcript has 3 exons. The record is from RefSeq and is a predicted model, not a curated record. Gene Ontology annotation, molecular function: heme binding; indoleamine 2,3-dioxygenase activity; metal ion binding. Gene Ontology annotation, biological process: 'de novo' NAD+ biosynthetic process from L-tryptophan.